Molecule: messenger RNA, 2590 nt
Organism: Trachymyrmex septentrionalis
Lineage: Eukaryota; Metazoa; Arthropoda; Insecta; Hymenoptera; Formicidae
Gene: Bsg
Product: basigin
Exons: 6
Coding region: 938-2020 (360 amino acids)
Source: RefSeq, a predicted model, not a curated record
AUUGGCGCGUGACAGAACGAGACGGACAUUUGCGUGGCGGAGAAGGAGGGAGAGGCUCUGAGCAGAAGACAACGAUCGCCAUUUUUCUUCUGACGUUGCCGUAGUUAGUAUAGCUGCUGUGGCUCGCACCACUGUGCUUAUCCGUGUAGUGAUCCGUGUGCCUCUCUCUCUCUCUCUCUCUCUCCUACCCCCUCUGUCACUUCCAAAAGGUAAAUCGACGACGACGGUAACGUGGAGAAGGAGAGGUAGAGGAAGAAGAAAGAGGAGGCGGUGGUGGAGGGAGCGACGACGACGACGGAGCGGCGACGACGGCGACGACGACGGCGGCGACGGCACCUGGACGGUCACUGUGUAGUGCGCAUUAAGAUAAGAGUGCAGAGAUAACGAUAAGACGGACGAUCAAACGUCAGUGCUAGAUCGUGACGGCAACGGCAGCGGCGACAUCGGUGGCGGAGGAAGAGGAGGAGGAGGAGGAGGAGGAAGAAGAAGAAGAAGAAGAAGAAGAAGAGGAAGAGGAAGAAGAGGAGGAGGUGGAGCAACAGCAGCAGCAGCAGCAGCUGUGUGACGGGCGCCUUCGCGCGAACUAUCCAAUCGUCUGUUGCGCACAAUCGGUGCGGAAAGAGAAUUCGCGGUUUUGACGGACCAUCCGAGAAUAUCGACGAGGUGACGGCCACGGGAAGUCGCGGUGGUAACGACGACGAUAAGGACAAGGACGACGGGGGCAACGACGACGAAGACACGCUAUAUCCGUGUACGACGGCCCAUCAACGCAGCAAUAGGCAUUGCUUGUCCAGGUGCCGCGUAGGUUCCUCUCUCGCUCCGCGACGACGACGACGACGACGAGGUGGGGCAUCGUGCUCGUCGUUGGUUAUCGUAUUGCCGUGCACGGUGCACACGGUCACGCGCCACCGCGUACGUCGGCAGCAGCGCCACCGGGAUGGAGAGGCGAGCCGCUUUUGUGCUGCUGGGGAUGCUAUAUUUAGCGGUGGGCACCCUCGUCACGGUCCAGGCAGUGCAAUAUACGGGGCCGACGAUCGUGCGCGAGGGACAAUCUUGGAACAUCGAGUGCAGCGAUUUGAAGGACGAUGAUCUCGUUAGAUGGACCAGGAAUGGUCAGACGUUGGAACCUGAGUUGUCCAGUGGCCAGCUAGUUGUCUUUUCAAAGACCGAUGCCGGCAGCAGCAAACUCUCGGCGUCUCAAGCGACUGAGAGUCACGAAGGAGAUUACAAAUGCACCUCCGACAGUCCGGAGUCUUUCCACCUGUCAUUAUACUUUGAUGUUAAGAUUAGAGUACUUAUGGCCAGAGACAUACCUUUGGUGCUCGAAUGUGCAAACAGAAGCGCCGGCGAUAAAGUGCAAUGGCUGAAGGACAAAACACCGUUAAGCACGGCAUUUGCUGGCAACGAAGAUAUCAUCAAGAUUGAUAAUGAGACUGGCAGCCUGGAAAUUUUAAAGGAUAAGGAGGAAGCUCAUGGAAAUUAUACUUGUAAAGCGGCUAACUCCACAAUCGAAUACAGAGUCGUACCAAGGCCAAUAGCGCAUCUGGCUGAAUCUACCAGUGUGGUGGAGGGUGAAAAGCUACACUUAGUGUGCAGCAGUCUUCGGCAGACCCCUGGCGUAAAGAUAUAUUGGACCUUCGGGGAACAAAAUUAUACGCGCAGCAAAGGUCGCGUGAAGAUUACCAAAGAUCAAGAGAAGGGUAUUUAUGGCGCCGUUCUGAUUGUUGACAACAUCGAGAUGAACGAUCGCGGUAAUAUUAUCUGCAGAAUGUCGUACAAUUGGUCUGAUCCCGUAUUGGAACAUUCAUCUGAGGCCAAGACAUUCCUCAGGGUGAAGGAUAAGCUUGCUGCACUCUGGCCAUUCUUAGGCAUUUGCGCAGAGGUUGUUGUUCUAUGCGCCAUUAUUCUAGUGUACGAAAAGAAGCGGAACAAAGCCGAACUUGAAGAAUCCGAUACCGAUCAAAGUCCUGAUACCAAACCGACACCUAACAAGGAAUCCGAUGUCAGGCAGAGGAAGUGAAACAGCAAGUAAAUAAAUUAGAACGAUACAAGUUGGAGAACGGGGUCGUCAUGUGUAGAAAGCUGUAAUGGAAAUCUGUAAAGACAACGGAACACGGCUUUUGAAUGAGAGAGAGAGAAAGAUGUGUCGUCAUAAAUGUGGAACAAACACUGCAAAAUGGACAGCAGCGAGCUUGAGUGGGCCAUUUAUAGUGCGCAUCUGUGUGAAAACAGGCGUGUGCAGCAGACGCGUACAGAGCAAGAUCACACAAGUUACUAACAAAUUAAAUUAAGCCUUAUUACGGGGGUGUUCACUCCGAUUUAUCAGAUAUUCGCCUGUUCGUAUUCUUUAAUUACACUGCUUUAACCAAGAGAUGUGUCGAGUUAUGUACAAGUGCCGAUGAUGACACGAGUGCGUGCCAGAGAAUGGAAGGUAUGUGUGCGUGUGUGUGUAUGUGCGUAUGUUAUGUAUGUACGAGAAAGAGAGAAUAAGAAACAGAGAGAGAGGGUGGAGGAGAGAGAGAGAGAGAGAGAGAGAGAGAGAAAUAAUGCAUGUAUGCGACAAGCUAACAAAUAAACAGACCGAUAGAUU